CUCGCACUCGCUCCAGUCCUGCGGGUGGCGAGCUCGAACCACUGAGCGCAAAGACAGCGCGCGCUGCACCAGACGAAGUGCACGCAGACAAAGCGGACGUGCGCGUGCACUACUUCCUUUCUCUUCCGCAGCUCGCAACGCCUCAGCAUGCCGCCCAAGGAUACCAAGCAGAAGAAAGAUACGGGCAAGUCCAAAAAGGACAAGGAUCCCGUUAACAAAUCCGGAGGCAAGGCGAAGAAGAAGAAGUGGUCCAAAGGAAAGGUGAGGGACAAGCUGAACAACCUGGUCCUCUUUGACAAGGCCACAUAUGACAAACUGUACAAAGAAGUUCCCAACUACAAGCUCAUCACACCCGCUGUGGUCUCUGAGAGGCUGAAGAUCAGGGGCUCACUGGCCAGGGCUGCCUUGCUGGAGCUGCUCGGCAAAGGUCUGAUCAAGCUGGUGUCCAAGCAUAGAGCUCAGGUCAUCUACACCAGAAACACCAAGGGCACAGAUGAGGCUGCUCCAGAGAAGGAGGCAUAAUAUGAUCACACCUUGGCUUGAGUUAUGGUCUUUUGUAUAGGUAAAUAAACAACCACAAAAUGGAA
Molecule: messenger RNA, 587 nt
Organism: Labeo rohita (rohu)
Lineage: Eukaryota; Metazoa; Chordata; Actinopteri; Cypriniformes; Cyprinidae
Gene: rps25
Product: ribosomal protein S25
Exons: 5
Coding region: 148-522 (124 amino acids)
Cellular component (GO): cytosolic small ribosomal subunit
Molecular function (GO): structural constituent of ribosome
Source: RefSeq, a predicted model, not a curated record